Hordeum vulgare subsp. vulgare (domesticated barley) is the source of this 851-nucleotide messenger RNA. Its product is annotated as ABA-inducible protein PHV A1-like. The record is from RefSeq and is a predicted model, not a curated record. The transcript has 2 exons. The coding region runs from base 142 to 729 and encodes 195 amino acids. Lineage: Eukaryota; Viridiplantae; Streptophyta; Magnoliopsida; Poales; Poaceae.
GACCCUCCUUUCAUCAAACACAAAGCAUUCGAUCCAUUCCAACCCAGAGUUGAGCAGCAGCACUGAGUUUUAGUCCUUCCGAUCGAGUGAGUGAUUCCAGUUCGCGCAUUUUUUGUGACAGAGGAGAGGAAAGAAGAGAAGAUGGCCUCCAACCAGAAGCAGGCGAGCUACGCGGCCGGCGAGACCAAGGCCCGCACCGAGGAGAAGACCGGGCAGAUGGUGGGCGCGACCAAGGACAAGGCGGGGCAGGCCACGGAGGCCACCAAGCAGAAGGCCGGCGAGACGGCCGAUGCCACGAAGCAGAAGGCUGGCCGGGCCACGGAGGCCACCAAGCAGAAGGCCGGCGAGGCCAAGGACAAGACGGCACAGACGGCGCAGGCGGCCAAGGACCGCGCCGCCGAGAGCAAGGACCAGACGGGGAGCUUCCUCGGCGAGAAGACGGAGGCGGCCAAGCACAAGGCCGCCGAGGCAACCGAGGCGGCCAAGCAGAAGGCGUCGGAGACGGCGCAGUACGCGCAGGAGAGGUCCUCCGACGCCGCGCAGUACACCAAGGAGUCCGCCGUCGCCGGCAAGGACAAGACCGGCAGCGCCCUCCAGCAGGCCGGCGAGACGGUGGUGAACGCCGUGGUGGGCGCCAAGGACGCCGUGGCCAACACGCUGGGCAUGGGCGGUGACAACACCAACACCAGCAAGGACACCACCACUGGGAAGAUCACCGGGGAUCACUAGACGCAUGCAUUCGCGCUCAGUUUAAAUUUGCUUUCCUUUAGUCGUUUGGUCGUUCGCGGGCCUUCCACAUAUAUUUGUAUGUUUCCACUCUUUUCCCGAAUUUCAGUGUUGAGCUUGCCUUU